AUGGGAGCACCAAGUAGCAAAAUCGAUCCACAACUACUCGAAGAUAUUAGCACUCUCGCUAGCGACGCAGCCACCAGCAUUCCAACAAAUUACGCAAAAGAAAAUGCACGUAUCGUUAUCGAGAUGACAAAAGCAUCACCAGAACCUUAUGAAGAUCUACUAUUAUCGGAUUAUCCAGAGAAAAAUUUAUCAAAAAUAAAUGCAUUGGCUCUCAAAUAUGCGACAACAAAAGAAGCAAAGCAGCAGAUUUCUAAUGAUAUCAAUGAAAAAAUGAAACCAAAGGUUGAAGCAAAAAUAGCUAAUUUAAAUCCUCUUGCACAAAAAGCUGUACGUAAAGCUGUGAAAAAAUCUAUUGAAGAAGCAGUUGACAAAUCUGUGGACGAAGCAAUUAAAAAAAUUGAUACUAAAGAUAAACCAACAAAAUACGAAAAUCAUACUACUGAUAGAUCAAUCAAAUCAGAAAAACAAUAA
Adineta steineri is the source of this 471-nucleotide messenger RNA. NCBI's taxonomy places the organism in Eukaryota, Metazoa, Rotifera, Eurotatoria, Adinetida, Adinetidae. The record is from the annotation of a GenBank genome assembly.